AUGAUUUUAAUUGAGUUGCUAUGUGACGAAUUAUAUUAGGGUAGAAAUAAUAAAUCACUUUGUCCUGAUUUAAGGAUAAUGGCCUUGAAAAUGAAUAGAUAAGGAAUCGUAAGAUCACUUAUUGACAAAGUAAAUGAUAACAUUAAAAACAGUUCAAAUUUUUUGAGUUGGUUUAGAUAUAUAUUGAAUUUUUAAUGCGGAUAAACAAUUAGAGUUUAAGGAAUGAUAAAUGAAAAAUUAAUGCCCAAAGUAAUGACUACUUAUUAUAUGGAGGAACCGCAGCGAUAUUAAAUAAAAUAAUAAAACCAACUUUAUUGAUAUUAGCCACCAAAACAAAUGAUGAUGAAAUUGGCGGCUAAGAUCAUAUUAACAAUGGCAUCCAUGGUUCGAGGAUGUUUCAAAUGAGGGUACAGAAAAUUAAAUUCUUUAGCUGCAGUUGAAGAAAGAAGAUUUAAGAAAUCAGAAGAACUGUGAUAGGAGGUCGUGAGGU
Molecule: messenger RNA, 490 nt
Organism: Paramecium octaurelia
Lineage: Eukaryota; Ciliophora; Oligohymenophorea; Peniculida; Parameciidae
Source: the annotation of a GenBank genome assembly